Molecule: messenger RNA, 1365 nt
Organism: Elgaria multicarinata webbii
Lineage: Eukaryota; Metazoa; Chordata; Lepidosauria; Squamata; Anguidae
Gene: CKMT1A
Product: creatine kinase, mitochondrial 1A
Exons: 9
Coding region: 6-1262 (418 amino acids)
Biological process (GO): phosphocreatine biosynthetic process
Cellular component (GO): mitochondrion
Molecular function (GO): creatine kinase activity
Source: RefSeq, a predicted model, not a curated record
GCCCCAUGGCCGGCAUGUUCGCCCGCGUUCUCUCCGCCCGAAGAUCCGGCCGCCUCCUGGUCCUGGCAGGUGCCGCCGGCUCGGUGGCAGCAGGAUUCCUCCUCUCCCGGGACUCGGUGCGCGCCACGGGGGCCCAGCGGCGCCUCUACCCGCCCAGUGCUGAGUACCCGGAUCUGCGCAAACACAACAACUGCAUGGCCAGCAACCUGACCCCGGCCCUCUACGCCCAGCUCUGUGACAAAACCACCCCCAAUGGCUGGACUCUGGACCAGUGCAUCCAGACAGGGGUGGACAACCCUGGCCACCCCUUUAUCAAGACCGUCGGCAUGGUGGCGGGAGAUGAAGAGUCCUAUGAGGUUUUUGCUGGUUUGUUUGACCCGGUGAUUGAGGAGCGACACAAUGGCUACAACCCCCACACCAUGAAGCACCCUACAGACCUGGAAGCCAGUAAGAUCAAGGCUGGCCACUUUGACGAGCGCUACGUGCUGUCAUCACGUGUGCGGACGGGCCGCAGUAUCCGUGGCCUCAGCUUGCCUCCGGCUUGCAGUCGGGCUGAGCGCCGUGAGGUGGAGAAGGUCACGGCGGACGCCCUGAGUGGCCUGACUGGGGACCUAGCUGGGAAGUACUACCGCCUCAGUGAAAUGACGGAGAAGGAGCAGCAACAGCUCAUUGACGACCACUUCCUCUUUGACAAGCCCGUCUCCCCUUUGCUGACAGCAGCAGGCAUGGCACGUGACUGGCCUGAUGCCCGAGGAAUCUGGCACAACCAUGAGAAAACCUUCCUGAUCUGGGUGAAUGAGGAGGACCACACCCGUGUCAUCUCCAUGGAGAAAGGGGGCAACAUGAAGAGAGUCUUUGAGAGGUUCUGCCGGGGCUUGAAGGAGGUGGAGCGCUUGAUCCAGGAGAGGGGCUGGGAGUUCAUGUGGAACGAGAGGCUGGGCUACAUCCUGACCUGUCCCUCCAACCUUGGCACUGGGCUGCGUGCUGGGGUGCACAUCAAGCUGCCGCUGCUGAGCAAAGAUAGCCGCUUCAGUAAGAUCCUGGAGAACCUGAGGCUGCAAAAACGUGGAACGGGCGGAGUGGAUACAGCAGCCACAGGGAGCACGUUUGACAUUUCCAACCUGGAUCGCCUGGGCAAAUCAGAGGUGGAGCUGGUGCAGCUGGUGAUAGAUGGGGUGAACUACCUGAUUGACUGCGAACGACGCCUGGAGCGAGGCCAAGACAUCCGCAUCCCGUCCCCUGUGCCACAGUUCCGCAGCUGAGCCCAGCUGGGCCCGGGGCUCUGCAGAGCACCAGCACACGUGGCCCUCCAGGGGAACUGCCCGUGAAGCACUGCACCCAUCCCCAUAAACCUCCAGCUGCUGU